Messenger RNA from Mytilus californianus (California mussel), 6816 nucleotides. RefSeq lists its product as uncharacterized. The record is from RefSeq and is a predicted model, not a curated record. NCBI's taxonomy places the organism in Eukaryota, Metazoa, Mollusca, Bivalvia, Mytilida, Mytilidae. The transcript has 12 exons. Bases 130 to 2271 code for a protein of 713 amino acids. Gene Ontology annotation, biological process: signal transduction.
GUUUGGUGUAUUAGUAUAGAAGCUUCCGGGUAUAAUAUAUCACAUGCAUGGAGCGUCAUUGGAUACAAACAAGGAAGUAGUUUAUAAUAUACGACUGACAAUUUAACUAUCAUAUGGACAAUUUCCCAUAUGGGUGCUGCAUGUAGCUCAGAGCCAGAGUAUAAACAUAUUCCACAUUCAGCUGUCAUAGAAACACUCCAUCCGUCAGAUUUACAACAAAAUCCUGCAAUAGUACUGCAAAAGCCUCAUGUAGAUAAGAAAGUAAAAUUUGACCAAGAUACAGAGAAAAAGGAAAAGUUAGAUACUGCACCAAAAAUGGAUAGAAUAACUCCUGGUAAAGCUCCUCCUAAAAGGACAAUUUCUGUCCUGAAACAGAUGGGAGAUGAUGAACGAUUGAAGAGAAAUCCUGAAAUAAAGGAAUUCUUGACAGAUUUCAUCAAUGUUCGUGUGUACAUAGAAAAAAUCCUCAAUAAAGAUGAGUGUGUGGAUGAUGAGUAUGAAGAAUUACAUAAAAUGUUAACAGAAAAGAUCAUUGAACCUUUCAAUAAACAGACGAAGGAUGAGGGCAGAUUAUUAAUGGGGGAUCAUCUAGCUAAAAUUGGUUUUGUGAAGCCAUUAGUAGAAUUAUAUGAUAAAAUUUUAGAGGAGCAUGAUAUACAUGAAGGUAUUUCUCCAAGUCUUGAUGAUGAUGAUGGUGAACAACAAUAUUAUAUAGCUAUUGUAGAUAUAAGAUCAAUACUAUGGAACUUCUCUGAUACCAGUAAAGACUUUGGAAUGUCUAUUGCUCAAAAUACAGAUUUUUUUCAAUCUAUAGUCAAGGACUUGAAAAUUACUUUUAAAGAAGGACUGGAAAAUUUGUCAGCAGAAGAAUUCUCCUUUAAUUCAGCUGUAGCCAUAACAACAAACUGUGGACGAGCUGGAGUACAAAAGUCAAAUUUCAAAGUAGAGGUCAUCAAAAAGGACAACUCCGAACCAGUUUAUAUCCACAUGGUGGACGUUCUUACUCCAUUCCUCAAGUCCAAAGAACAAUUUGUGAAAUUAACCACCUUGUUGGCAUUGUCCUACAUGGUAAAUGAAGAUCAGAAUAGGUUUUUAACUGCGGAUCUGUCGUUGUUUGAUUUCCUACUGGAGAUGAUCAAACUAGCCAUGAAAGACAAGGACAGACGUUACUCUGGUUUCAGUGUUCAUGAACUAGUUGAAGGACUCGCUGGUCUAGCUAAAAAUGAUGAGAAUAAAUUAAAGAUAAUGGAAAAGAAAGAUACUUAUCCUCUUCUGAAGAAAUCCAUUAUGCAAAAUAAAGCCGAACAAGAACAGUUAGCUGCAGUCAGGGCGGUAUGGGAGUUAUCUUUUGUUGAAAAGAACAAAAAGAUUUUGGCUAAAGAUAAAGAUCUGAUGUCAAAAUUAGAGAGUUUGCAAAAACAUGAUAAUCAAGAUAUAGCUAAUUCAGCAGGAAGAGCAUUGUUUGUCAUCAAUCCUGAUAAUGAGAAAAAUCUGAUGAAAUCAGUUGAUGAUUCUAAAUCUAAGCUGGAACACCCUGAACAAGAACAUAUUAUGAUAAGUUACCAGUGGAGUAACCAGAAAACUAUACUUCAGAUAAAGGACAAGUUAAGACAAAACAAUUUCCCUGUAUGGAUAGAUGUAGAUUUCAUGGAAGGUUCUAUGCUUCAGAUGAUGGCUUCAGCUAUAGAAAAGGCAUCAGUGGUGUUAAUUUGUUACUCAGAAAAAUACAAGGACAGUAAAAACUGCAGAACAGAGGCAGAGUAUGCUUUUGCUCGAGACAAAAUGAUAAUUCCUGUUUUAUUACAAAACAGAUACAGACCUGACGGCUGGCUUGGUAUCCUUAUUGGAUCUAAGAAAUUCUAUGAUUUUAGUGGCAAAUAUGAUUUUGAAAAAAAGUUUCUGGAAUUGAGAGGUGAACUAGAAGGACAGUUGUUACAAAAGAAAAGACAGCCUGCAAUAAUGAAGGAUUUAGUGAAUCAAGUAGUGAACGACUAUGAGGAUGUGACAAGAGAAAUAGGUGUAUUAAGCUGGACAAAACAGGACUUAGAAAACUGGUUAAAACAAAAUCAAUUAGAAGCGUUUUCUAGCCUUCACUCACUGACAGGUGAACAAAUUGGAUUCUUGUAUAAAUUAUUUAGAAGGGCUCCAGAUUUUUUCUACAAAUGUUUGGAAGAAAAACUUGGAUUGAAGUCUUUAGAAGAUCUGAUGAAAUUUGACAAAGCUUUAGAAAAACUUAGCAGAGACCAUCCAGAAAUUAACAAGCUUCUUUAAGGAUAAAUCUGUUCAUCAUGGUACCAUGUGCCAAGUGAAUAAUCAACAACUGCUGUUUCAUUCUAAAACGUUUGAGCACUCACUAUAGAAGGACAGAGUUAGGCAUUUUUAGCCAGGUUUUAUUUCAGUUAUUGACUAAUGCAUGACAAUGUAGAACUCAACAACCACAAUUGCCAUUUAAGUAGAGUAUAUCAGUGAUGUAAUUGUCUUUCACUAUCAGUGUUAUCUAUCAGUAUUGACUUCAUUCAAUUUUGUCUAGCCUUGACAGAGUCAAAAAGCGAGACAUAGGUAUGCUGUUUCCUGUGGCGGCAGCAUCAACAAUGUAUAAGGUUGAGAUUAGGUCUAGUUUAUGGUGAUCCACUAGUGGUAGUUCAAUGAUAUUUGGUAUGCAGUUGUAUAAGCAUUGGCAUAUCUUAUUUCCAUGGAGAUUAUUUGGCUCUGCCCCCUCAGUCAUGGUCUAUUGACUUUGAAACUUUUUCUUAGUUUACAUGUAUUAGUUUGUGAUUAGGUCAGUUCAAGGGGAACCAUUAGUGGUAGGCCAAUGUUAAUUGGUAUGCAGUUGUAUAAGCAUUAGCACAUCCCAUUUCCAUGGAGAAUAUUUGGCCUCGCCCCCCAGUCAUGGUCUACUGAUUUUGAAACUUUUGCUUAGUUAGCAUGUAUUAGUUUGUGAUUAAAUCAGUUUAAGAUGAACUGCUAAUGUUAAGUUAAUGAUAUUUGGUAUGCAAAUUUAUUGACAUUUGCAAGUCUUGUUUUCAUGGAGAUUAUAUAGCCCCACCCCUCAUCAUGGUUUAUUGACUUUGAAACUUUUACAUAGUUUAUAAGUUAAUGUUUGUGUUUAGGUUUGUUUAAAGGGAACGACUUAUGAUUGGUCAAUGGUAUUUGGUAUGCAGUUGUAUUAGCAUUGGCAAAUUUCAUUUCCAUGGAGAUUGUUUAGCCAUGUACCUUCAGUCAUGGUUCAUUGACUUUGAAUAUUUGCAUAACUUACAUGUUAAAGUAUUGCUAUUUUAAUUUCAACAUUUGCAUUAUCAAGAUUACAAUAAGGCUAGACAUAUCUCUGUGUUCACAGUUUAUUUAUUUGUUUAUUACCCAAGUCUAUAUUUUACAUGACACAGGCUGUUAACCAGCCUCAAUCAAUCAAAAUCUAUUAAUGUGUAUUAAUGAUUCACCUAAAUGCGCUGAAUUAUAGUAAUUUUCUGUACAUGUAUAUACAUGUAUACAGUAUGUCUUGACAUAUAUAACAACCGAAUAUCUGCUAUCAUUUUUUGCCCAGAAAAAUCAACAUAAAAUAAGUUCAAAAGAAAAUAAAAUAUUGUUCAUUUCAGUAUUUUUUCCCUUUUCUGUCUAAUCUUUAAAUAGGACUCAAAUGAUGUUAAUAUCAAAAUGGUGAAGAAUACAAAUACUGGUAUGUAAGGAAUCUUUCCUGAAAUAUCAAAAUAAAUACCAUUACACCUCUAUGAUUUUGUCAGUCAUAGCCCUUCCUACAACAUUUAUUUAGAUUUUUUUAAAACAGAAAAAUUGCCUUGAUGAAGAUAAAAGUAGUUCCUUUCCCAGGAAGUAAUAAUGCUUUACUGGAAGAUAGAGGUGAUAUUAUAUAUAUUUUAGCUAUAUAAUAUAAUUUGUUCAAAUAACAUUGGAAAUGUAGAUAUACAAGUAUUACAUAAUUCAUAUUGUAAGACCUAAUAUUACAAGUGCAAAAAAACAGUAAAAUAUGUCUUAAUUUACUGCUACAAACAACUACAUACCAUAGAAGGGGAAUAACUCAGAUUAAUUUGUAGUUGUAAAGUACAAAAUCCAGACUUUUGGACAAGGCUACAAAUGAAGUUUUUGUAAAUAACUACGCAUAAUGUUCUUUAAGUGUAAAGUUACAAUUUUACCAGUCAAACUACACAAUGAAAUACACAAUGAAUUGUAUGGAAGAUCAAAUUUUAUUCUGCUAUUUUAAUGCAAAUAGUGUUUAUACUAGAUUCUGGAAUUUUCUGCAGAUUUGACAUAGAGAAAAUAUUGAUAUAUACCAGACUGAAUGAACAUUCUUCUCAUAUCAAAGUUUUAAUUUAAUCUCUAUACAAUUCCAUUUGUUUUCAAUAAUGAUUUACAUGUAUAUAAUAUUAUUGUUUAACAAAAUGUUGUUAAUGAUUUCAUGCUUUAAGGGCAUACGAUACAGUUACAGGGGAGGUAAUGACGUCCCUAAAGUAAAAUGUUAUUUUUCGCUAUGUCAUACUGUAACAUAUCAGGAAAAGAUGAAAUUUCUGACUGAUUUUUAUUAUUCAGACUGAUUUUUAUUAUUCAGAAAAUUAUUCAGACUGAUUUUUAUUAUUCAGACUGAUUUAACUUGAAAACUAGUUAAUGGACAUCUCUUUUUAAAAAUGAAAUUUGAUUUAAUUAUGUGUGAAGAUUACUUGUGCCAAUUUUUAUGAACAUUUCACCGAUGAAGUUUUUUUUUAAGUAGAUCAAUAUACAUAAAAAAAUGCCAUUUUUUAAUAAAAUAGUGAAAAUAUGAUAAAAAUUUAUUACUUCCAAAGAAUUGUUACAAAAGUCCAAAGCCAACUUAUGUAGAAAAGAUAUUCCAAAUGUUUUUACAAAAAUCCGCUUGCAUUUAUCUUUUGAAACAAAAAAGUUAGAUAUGUCUUUCCAAAGGAUAGAAAUGUCCAGGAAACCAAAAUUUCCAGUAAAUGUCCAAAGUUUCAACCCCAUUUAUCUCUAAAAGUAGCACAUGAAGAUAUAUUUUUUAUUACAUAUUUGAAUUGACUAGGUGAAAAAUAGCUUGUAUGCAAACUCAUCAAAACUUCACCGUGGGAUCAAAACUGUAUGUAUGCCCUUAACAGUAGUACCAGCAAAACAAUAAUGUUGUAUCUGGUUUCCAACGGUUUUGGCUCAUUGUUAUAGACGUUGCAUCUCAAUGCAAAUUAUUUUUAUUUUUUAUUUUUUGUCCAGUAUUUUUUUCCCGGCCAGUAAUAUUAAUUGACCAUCACCAUCCAUAACCUUUGCAAACUUUGAAGAAGCCUAAUUUUUGUUCUUGCCAAAAAUAGAAUAUUUUCUUUAAAUAUCCUUAAGAACAUUGGAAAUAUGACCAGAAUCAAAGACCUACAUUAUAUUAUUUGUAAGUAAAAGCUGCCAAAUACAUGUACACUUAAUACAUGCUUUGAGAAAGUAUAAAAUUGAAUUGUAUGAGUUUUAGUUACAUGAAGACCCUCCUAUCCAGAACAAUUAAAUAUUAUAGAAGAGCUUUAUUUUUUAGAGUAAAUAUAUUUAUUCAUGUACAUUAUAAUAUUUUUUUGUAAAUUGGUGAAACAUAUGUUAAAGGUAAAACAGCUUGAUCCAGGAUAAAUAAGUAUUUGUAUUUAUUGAACAGCUAGUUUUAAUUUUGACAUUGAUGUUUUGUUGUAUGUCAUAAUGAUUUGAUUUUGACUGUGAUAGUAUAUAUAUGAACAGUUUUUUAAACAUUUAUUUACAUAAUAUAGAAUUGUUCACUUUUCAUGCUUUAGACCAUUUUAUUGGUUGUUUAUGUGAAUUUCUCAAGUAAAGAAUGGGAGAUAACUCUAGUUAUUUUAUUUGACUUUUAUUUAUUGAUUGUAAAUUAGGCCUUUUUCCUGAUUGUCCUCUUUGUUUUCUGUUGGAGAGAGCACUAUACCCGAUUUUGAAACAUAAUUCCUGUGAUCUUUUAAAAGUAUUUUUUAUUAAAACUUCUGUACUCACAAGAACAAAUUAUUUUUUUCUGUAUCUUAAUUUGCAUGGAUUGUUUAUAAAUUAUCUAAUUUGAUAGCAUAGAUAUUUGUGCAAAAAGUUAAAACAUUUUUAAUUCUGUGAACAAAUUAAUUUUGUAACCAAAUGAUGUUAACUCAAACAUCAAUGAUCCAACUAUACAAAUGAAUACCAUUGUAUAAAAUAUCUAAGGUUUUUGCAUUUUUUAAUCAUACAUGUACUGCCAAACUUAAAUGAAGUUUGUCUCCAACAUGUUUAUUUUCAAACUAAAUAAUUAAUAUGUAGGAGUGGAUAGUAAUGUUCAUUGCCUUGGACAGUGUAGUAGAACUUAAUUCUCUUCAAAGAAAAGUGCAUAUCAUAUGAAGUUAUUGUGGAUAGAGGAAAUUAGGAAAAUAGGAAAUGAGCAAUUAUGAGGUGGAUAUACAUGAAACAAUGUAAAACUUGAGAUCUUCAGCAAAUUUUGUUGUUUAUUACCUGACAAAAUGCUUGAUAAUAGAAACUACAAACCUAAAGGCAAUCAUAGUGUAUUAAAUCAAGUGUUGCAUGUUGUUAUAGAGAAAUAUUUCAGUAUUAACUACAGCAUAAGAAUGAAAAUCAAAAGUCUAUUUUUCCAUGUUUUGCAUAUUAAACAUUUUGUUGGGAUUAUUAGUAUAAUGAGUGUUUUCUCUUUCAGAUAUUUAGGUAGUGUUAGAUACAUAGAUUUGAUAACAUUUUUUGAACUCUUGUGACUGUUAAAUUUUGCUUUAACUUUGUUAAUGAUUUGUUUUAUGUUUUACAGAUAUACAUGCAUGUUUCUAUUUUUUAGACAAAUAUAUAUUUUUAUAAAAUAAAAAAAAAUCAACUGUG